Messenger RNA from Protopterus annectens (West African lungfish), 4755 nucleotides. It is a transcript of the gene PREX2, whose product is annotated as phosphatidylinositol-3,4,5-trisphosphate dependent Rac exchange factor 2. Bases 1 to 4755 code for a protein of 1584 amino acids. NCBI's taxonomy places the organism in Eukaryota, Metazoa, Chordata, Ceratodontiformes, Protopteridae. The transcript is spliced from 40 exons. Gene Ontology annotation, molecular function: guanyl-nucleotide exchange factor activity; protein binding. The record is from RefSeq and is a predicted model, not a curated record. Gene Ontology annotation, biological process: intracellular signal transduction.
AUGCUCAUCAUGAUUAUCUUCAAUAAAGAUCUGAAAAAGGAGUCUUCUUUGCUAGGAAGUUUUCUUUUAAACUGGAGCUCAAGAAACGUGCACUCUUCAUUCAGAAUUGAGCAUCUGGAAUUCUUUCAUCGAAUGAUGCAAUAUGCUAAUUCAAAAGCUGAGAAGAGUGUAACAGAAGAAGUUGUUAAGACCUUGUUUUCAAACAUUGAAGACAUCCUUGCAGUACACAAUGACUUCUUGACUCUAAUAGAGGAACAGCUAUAUCCUGAACCAAGUUGUCAACAUGAAGUCGGAAAAUGCUUCCUUCAGUUUAAAGACAGAUUUCAUAUAUACCAUGAAUACUGCAGCAAUCAUGAAAAAGCUCAGAAGCUACUUCUUGAACUGAACAAAUCAAUAAAUGUGCGCACCUUUCUUCUGAACUGUAUGCUACUUGGAGGGCGGAAAAACACAGAUGUCCCUUUGGAAGGCUAUCUUGUGGCACCAAUACAGAGGAUUUGCAAAUACCCACUGCUUUUGAAGGAACUGCAGAAGAGAACCCCAAAAAGGCACAAUGAUUAUCCAGUUGUAGUAGAUGCCCUACAGGCCAUGAAAGCAGUGUGUUCCAAUAUAAAUGAAGCCAAGAGACAGAUGGAUAAGUUGGAAGUCCUGGAAGAGUGGCAGUCUCACAUCGAAGGGUGGGAGGGGUCCAGCAUAACAGAUGCAUGCAGUGAAAUGCUUAUGCAGGGGGUCUUACUGAAAAUUUCUGCUGGCAACAUCCAAGAACGAGUUUUCUUUCUGUUUGACAACCUUCUGGUAUACUGCAAAAAGAAACACAGGCGCUUAAAGAACAGUCGAACUGCUGCAGAUGGACACCGCUAUCUUUUCCGUGGCAGAAUUAGUACCGAGGUGAUGGAAGUAGAGAACAUGGAUGAUGGAACAGCUGAUUAUCACAGCAGCGGUCACACGGUUGUCAGUGGCUGGAAGAUACACAAUACUGCCAAGAAUAAGUGGUUUGUCUGCAUGGCCAAAACGCCAGAGGAGAAACAAGAAUGGCUGGAAGCUAUCCUCAAGGAACGAGAGAGGAGAAAAAGUUUAAGGUUAGGUGUGGAGCAGGACACCUGGGUGAUGAUCUCUGAAAAUGGAGAAAAACUCUAUCGCAUGAUGUGUGAGCAUGGAAACCUUAUCAAAGACAGGAAAAGGAAACUGACCACAUUUCCUAAAUGCUUUGUUGGCAGUGAGUUUGUGGCUUGGUUGAUGGAGAUUGGAGAGACACACAAGCCUGAAGAGGGUGUUCACCUCGGCCAGGCUCUUCUGGAAAAUGGAAUCAUCCAUCAUGUGCUGGACAAGCACCAGUUUAAGGCAGAACAGCUGCUGUACAGAUUCCGAUAUGAUGAUGGGACCUAUCAUCCAAGGAAUGAAUCACAAGAUGUGGAGUCUAGGGGUGUAAGGUUAUACUGCAGAAUCCACAGCUUGUUUACACCAGUCAUCAGGGAUAAAGAUUACCAUCUGAGGACAUAUAAAUCUGUGGUUAUGGCAAACAAGUUAAUAGACUGGUUGACUGCACAGGGAGACUGCAGGACAAGAGAAGAAGCUAUAAUGCUGGGCAUAGAAUUAUGUGACGAUGGAUUCAUGCAUCAUGUGCUUGAAAAAAGUGAAUUCAAAGAUGAACCUCUACUAUUUCGAUUUUUUGCUGAUGAAGAAAUGGAAGGAUCCAACACCAAGCUCAGAGCCAUGAAGCAUGAUCUGAAAAUAGUUGAAAAUGUUAUAGCCAAGUCAUUGCUAAUUCAGCCUAGUGAUGGAGGUUACGGCUUUACUCUCGAAGAGAGAAAUAAGGUACCCAUUGUGAAAUCAGUGGAGAAAGGCUCCUACGCAGAAAUGGCAGGCCUUGAAGUCGGAAGGAAGAUAUUUGUCAUUAAUGGAGACCUGGUUUUCCUGAGGCCUUUUCAGGAAGUGGAAUGUUUCUUGAAGCACUGUUUCGGCAGCAAGAGACCCUUAAGGGUUCUACUAAGCACAAAACCAAGGGAGGUAGUAAAGAUUCCAGAUUCAAUGGAGGGACUUGGAUUCCAGAUCAGAGGAUUUGGUCCAUCUGUUGUGCAUGCUGUUGGCAGAGGAACUGUGGCUGCUUCCGCAGGUCUCCACCCUGGACAGUGCAUUAUUAAAGUGAAUGGGAUUAAUGUCAGCAAAGAAAGCCAUGCAAGUGUGAUCGCUCAUCUCACAGCUUGUCGAAAGUACAGGCGACCUAUGCAGCAAGAGACCAUCCGAUGGGUUUACAGCAACAUGGAGAGUGCUCAGGAAGAUCUCAACAAAACAAAUCUGAAACCUGCUGGGGAGAAUGGAGGGGAAACAGUUGACGGCAAAGUAGAAGAAGUAAUAGAUAAGUUCCAUACUUUGGCAAUAAUUGAUGGCAAGAAAGAUCAUGUGAGCCUGACUGUCGAUAAUGUUCAUCUAGAGUAUGGCGUCGUGUACGAGUACGAUAGUACAGCAGGAAUUAAAUGCCACGUGCUGGAAAAAAUGAUUGAACCCAAGAGCUUCUUCAGUCUAACUGCAAAGAUUCUCGAAGUUUUGGCUAAAAGUGAUGAACAGUUUGUACAGCAGUGCAACUCCCUUGACUUCCUGAAUGAAGUUAUUCCUGCAGACAUUCAUAAUAAACUCAGCAUUAUAUGCCAGCAAAAGUCAGAUCACCUCAGCAGGCGCGUUACCAGUUAUCGCAAGUUCUCUCGUGUGCUGAGGAACAGAGCGUGGCCCACUUUUAAACAGGCGAAGUCAAAGAUCUCACCAUUGCACAGCAGUGACUUCUGUCCGACCAACUGCCACAUUAAUGUCAUGGAGGUGUCCUAUCCGAAGACUUCUACCUCUCUUGGAAGUGCCUUUGGAGUUCAGCUGGACAGCCGAAAGAAUGCACUAAAUGAUAAUGAGGGCAAAAACACAGAUCACGAAAUGCUUGAUCCAAUGGUUUAUAUUCAACACACCAUAACCACCAUGGCAGCUCCUUCUGGUCACAGUCUGGGCCAGCAAGAUGGACAUGGACUUCGAUUCCUUCUGAAGGAAGAAGAUCUUGAUGCUCAAGAAGCUUAUCAGAAGCUCCUUGGAAAAUUACAGACAGCACUCAAGGAUUUGGAGGCCUAUGUCUCUCACAUUGACGACCUUGUUUCUGCAAUUACAGAUUCGCCGACUUCCGAGUCAAAAACAUCUGAAUCUUUGUUACCCUCAGACAGUGAUACGGAAAAAAUGGAAAGGAAUAGCAAAAAGGUCUGUUUUAAUGUGACGGGAGAAGAACAGGAAGAUUCAGGUCAUGACACAAUAAGCAACAGAGACUCGUACAGUGACAGCAACAGUAAUCGAAAUUCAAUAGCAUCUUUUACCAGCAUCUGCAGCAGCCACUGUAGUUCAUACGUGCACAGUGACGAUAUGGAUUCAGGUGAUGAACUGCCAUCCAGUCUUCUUAUCUCCCAUGAUAAACAAAACAAAUUACAUAGCUGCUUAGAGCAUCUCUUUACUCAGGUAGAUUCUGUCACAAGUCUUCUUCUGGGGCCAGCUGUUGCAAAAGCUUUUGAUCAGACCAAGCACUACACUCCUGGUCGAGGUAUACAAGAACUGCAACAGGAUGUAGACGCUAUAAUUAGCUGUCCCAAGAGACUGCGACUUCAUAUAAAACAAGAUCCCUGGAAUCUUCCAAGCAGUGUCCAAAACCUCUCCCUUACCAUCUCUAAGCUUGUUGAAGAGGUGAAGGCACGGACACUUCUUGGUCUUCUUGAAUACACAGACAAUGAGAUACAACUCAGGAGAGAUGUGGUUUUCUGCCAGACUGUUGUAGCAACAGUGUGUGCUUUCUCAGAACAGUUGUUGGCAGCCCUAAAUCAGAUGUAUAACAAUUACAAAGAGUAUGAAACUGAGACAGAAGAGGCCAGCAGAAGAUGGCUAGAACAGAUAGCCUACACAGGUGUUCUGCUUCAUUUUCAGUCUCUCCUUUCACCUAAUAUGAUGGAUGAACAAGCAAUGCUGGAAGAUACGCUGAUUGCCUUGCUUGACCUCGAAAAGGUUACCUUUCACUUCAGACAGCCAUCUGACGAGCCACUAAUAGCAAAUAUGCCAAUAACAUAUCAAGCAGAAGGAAGCCGACAAGCUCUAAAAGUUUACUUCUACCUGAAAAGUUAUCAUUUUGAACAGCUGCCACAAAGAUUAAAGAAUGGUGCAGGAUUCAGAAUUUACCCUGUUCUCUUCACACAAGCCUUGGAAAGUAUGGAGGGUUACUACUACAGAGACUGUGUGUCAGUGGAAGAAUUCCAAGCUGUGAUAAAUGAAGUUUCACUUGAAAAUGUGAAAAAAUACACCCAGAAACUAAGGGCAUUCUACCUCGAUAAAUCCAAUCUACCCCCAAAUGCAACAUCAAAAGCUGUAUUUAUUGACAAGCUCAUGCGACCACUCAAUGCACUGGAGGAGCUCUAUCGACUCAUAGAAUCUUUCACCAGAUCCAAACGUACUCCUUCUUCUACCUGCAGUACCAGUAGUGCAUCAGGAGUUGGAUUGCUCUCAGUUUCGUCAGAGCUUUGUAACCGACUGGGAGCCUGCCACAUUGUAAUGUGCAACAGCGGUGUGCACCGAUGCACACUCAGUGUUACUGUAGAACAGGCCAUCAUCCUUGCACGUAGCCAUGGUCUUCCUCCCCGCUACAUUAUGCAAGCAACAGACGUGAUGAGAAAACAGGGAGCAAGAGUACAGAACUCAGCCAAGAAUCUGGGUGUAAGAGACAGAACACCACAGUCCGUUCCCAGGUAA